UGCAUCUUUUACCUGGCGCGUGUAUUUUAAGAGUAAGUCUAAUACCAACAUCUCUUUAUUUACCUAUUUACCGCAGCACUAAAGAUACUCCUAUUGUUUCGAUGGGGCCUAAUUGACCAAUGGCCUAUUGGUCAGGGUCUGCACUUUGAUUGAAGGAAUCUUCUUUCUGGCGUUCUCACGCCUUUUCGAUUCUCAUUCUCAUCCAAUCUGAUUAAUCUCGGCAUCUCAUCUCCAUCUUUUUCUCACACACAUGUUUCAUAUCAAACAGUUGGCACUUAACCUUAGAGAAUGGGUGUCACAGUUUGGGUCUGGCUUACAACACCUCUUGGAGGUAUUUCAGCACAAAAAUGGUUCAGAGACAAAAAGAGUUAUCCUUGCACUAAGCUUUCAGUGCUCAGCAAUCUACUGUAUCAUUCAUAUCGUCAUCAAAUCCAUACCGUUCACCAUUGGGCCUUACUUUGUACAUAACCCGUUUUUCUACCCUUCCAUCCUUGUCUGUCGAUACCUUUAUCCUUUUCUAUGGGAUAAAAUCUUCAUCAAUACAGUACAACUUCUUGGAUGUUCAGAACGGCCUGACAUUACUGCAAAACCUGCGCUUGAAUAUUUCUCUCAAACAAAACGAUAUUACCGACGAAUCCUCAUGGCCUAUAUCUCGACCAUGAUCCUCCGUAAACUCAUCGACUAUAGUGGAUUGCUAUCAAUACUUUGCAAGGGACUUGCGCUCGUGACUAUCGAUUUAAGCUUGAGAUACAGGGGCACCCAGCAUGUGUAUUGGAAACUAGUCAUCCUCGCAGUAUUCGUCAUCUAUCCUCGGUUUCUCAUUUGGGGUCUUCAAAUCUUCACUUUGCAACAGCUCUUGAUGUACGAGUUCUUACAGCCCUAUCUUGUGCGAGUUGGUUUUAAACAAUGGGAAGAACGAGCAUGGAUAUCUCUGUAUGGUAUUGAAAUGCAGGGAUUUGUAUUUGGUGUAUGGUUACUGUGUUGCAAUGUCCCAUGGAUCGGAAUUGCUGUGGUUCCAUGGUUGUUUCCAGCAGUUGUAUUCUUACUCAGUCGAUCCUGUGGGUCUAUGGCGAAUACAAGGCAAAAGCAUGGAGGCUAUAGAAAUAGUUUAGUUGAGAAACAAAGCCUUGGCGUUGAAGGAGAUUGGGAAGAUGUCGAUGUCAAGACUACCAUCCGUAGCAGUAUCAAUGCGAGCUUUAGUAGGCCUGAUUCGCACUCAGAAGACGGCGCACAGGUUUAUAGCCUUGAUAGGGGUGUUGAUGUGCCUACAACAAGGGAGAUUAUUGAGGCAGAUAAAGAGCGUUUAGCAAAACUCAAGCUGAAACGAUAUCAAGAAGAGCGGAUAUACUACCUAGAAUCUAGCGGGGAUUCGUGUCUAACGAUUGAUACGGAAGCACUCACACUGUCGCACUCACACUGUCGCACCCACCCAACGAUGUCCUGUCAGCGAGUUUGCAAGGUUCGAUGACUCCUUGCAUCAAUGAGGUUGCUCCUUCUAAUAGCUGGGAUGUAUAUUCAGAAAUAAGCGAACGAUCUUUCAUACAGUCAUAUCAUACUCAGAAUGGCAUUAUAGAUCCAUUCACAAAUCUGCAGGUUUCAGCAAUGGCCUCGAAACCAACAAUGCUUUCGUCUUACCGCGCAGAGCUAUCAUAGACCACGACUCCAGAGACCAAAACACGCUUGAAACGGCAUCAUGUGCAGUUCGGCAUCUCUAGAAGAAAAGCAAGCCUCAAUGUCUGACCAUAGUUAUUCGCCUAGCCACAAAGAUAUUCUCUGUGCUGAAU
Messenger RNA from Lobosporangium transversale, 1784 nucleotides. RefSeq lists its product as hypothetical. The transcript has a single exon. The coding region runs from base 251 to 1468 and encodes 405 amino acids. The record is from RefSeq and is a predicted model, not a curated record. Lineage: Eukaryota; Fungi; Mortierellomycota; Mortierellomycetes; Mortierellales; Mortierellaceae.